Messenger RNA from Spea bombifrons (plains spadefoot toad), 2759 nucleotides. RefSeq names its product gelsolin (gene GSN). The coding region runs from base 288 to 2555 and encodes 755 amino acids. The transcript is spliced from 19 exons. Gene Ontology annotation, molecular function: actin filament binding; phosphatidylinositol-4,5-bisphosphate binding. Gene Ontology annotation, cellular component: actin cytoskeleton; cytoplasm. The record is from RefSeq and is a predicted model, not a curated record. NCBI's taxonomy places the organism in Eukaryota, Metazoa, Chordata, Amphibia, Anura, Pelobatidae. Gene Ontology annotation, biological process: actin filament severing; actin polymerization or depolymerization; barbed-end actin filament capping.
GUGAGUCAGAGGGUGGUGGCUGUCUAAUUGCUUCCCUGUGUGCACAAAGCCUGCACUCCAGAGCUGUCUCUCUCGCAGUAAGUGUGGGAUCUCGGUCUCUGUGCACAGAGGUAACUCACCAGUAGGAUCACUCCCCGAUCUUAGUGUGCAUUUGGAUGGUCCGACUGUUAGCAGCGACCAAGUCACUGAAGAGCACUGCUUUCAGCCUCGCACAGACGCGCACUUCCUGGACCCAAAAAAUAAAAAAAAUAUAUUUCUGAACGCCGGGCAUGAGUAACCGCUUAUAAAUGGGAAACACCAAUGCUCCAGGAGUUUGCUGUGUACCACGGCCUUCAGAAAUGGUGGUUGAACACGCAGAGUUUGAGAAGGCCGGAAAGGAGCCGGGCCUCCAGGUUUGGAGGGUGGAGAAGUUUGACCUGGUGGCCGUGCCACGGAACCAGUACGGGUCUUUCUUCACCGGUGAUGCCUACCUUGUCCUCAACACCAUCAAACAGAAAUCUGGGAAACUACAGUACGACCUUCACUAUUGGCUGGGCGAUGAGUGCACUCAGGAUGAAAGUGGCUCAGCUGCAAUCUUCACAGUCCAAAUGGACGACCAUUUAGGAGGAGAUCCCAUCCAGAACCGCGAAGUUCAAGGGUUCGAGUCGUCCGUAUUUUUGGGAUACUUCAAAUCUGGCAUCAAAUAUAAGGCCGGUGGUGUGGCUUCGGGCUUUACCCAUGUAGUGCCGAACGACGUGAAUAUCAAGCGACUUCUGCAGGUCAAAGGCCGACGCCUGGCCAGAGCCACCGAAGUCUCUGUUGGUUGGGAAAGCUUCAACCAAGGAGACUGCUUUAUCCUUGAUCUUGGCGAUGAGAUCUACCAGUGGUGCGGUUCCAAGUCCAAUCGCUUUGAGAAGCUGAAGGCCACGACUCUUGCCAAAGACAUUCGCGAUAAUGAAAGACACGGCCGCGCCAAGGUGUUUGUGGUGGAGGAAGGGAUGGAGCGGGAGAAAAUGAUUGAGGUUCUGGGAGAGAAGCCAGACUUGCCAGAAGGAAGCCCUGAUGAUGUCAAAGUCGAUUCCUCCAAUAGGAAACUUGCAAAGCUUUACAAGGUUUCAAACGGAAACGGACCCAUGACUGUGUCCCUGGUCGCGGAUGAAAAUCCAUUCACGCAAUCCGCUCUCAGCUCAGACGACUGCUUUGUUCUCGAUCACGGCUCCGACGGCAAGAUAUUUGUAUGGAAAGGUAAGAGCGCAAACCUAGAAGAAAAGAAAGCGGCUUUGAAAACAGCCACAGAGUUUAUCUCAAAAAUGGGUUACCCCAAACAAACGCAGGUCCAAGUUCUCCCAGAGAGUGGGGAGACCCCCCUGUUCAAACAGUUCUUUAAGAACUGGCGCGAUAAGGACCAGACCGAAGGAAUGGGUAUCGCCUACAUCCCCAAUCACAUCGCCAAAAUCGAGAACGUGCCCUUUGAUGUCAGCACCCUCCACGAUUCCUCCGCCAUGGCGGCGCAGCACGGUAUGGUGGACAACGGAACGGGCAAAAAACAGAUCUGGAGGAUUGAGUCUUCCGAGAAGGUGCCGGUGGAUGAAUCCCUCUAUGGGCAGUUCUAUGGCGGAGACAGUUAUAUUAUUCUGUACCAUUACAGCCACGGUGGGAAGCAGGGACAGAUUAUCUACACCUGGCAGGGAGCUGAUUCCACUAAGGAUGAGAUAACCGCUUCCGCUUUCUUGAGCGCCCAACUCGAUGAGGAACUUGGCGGCGGCCCUGUUCAGAGCUUUGGGGGGUCCAGAUCCCAGGUGCGAGUUAUUCAGGGCAAGGAACCCGCUCACUUGUUGAGUCUGUUCGGUGGGAAGCCCUUGAUUGUCUACAAAGGAGGAACCUCCAGAGAAGGGGGUCAGACGUCAGAUGCGGACAUUCGACUGUUCCAGGUCCGCGCGUCUUCCUCUGGGUUCAGCAGAGCGAUCGAGGUUGAUGCCGCGGCGAGUAAUUUGAAUUCCAACGAUGCGUUUGUCCUGAAGACUCCCUCCUCUGCCUACCUGUGGAUCGGCCAAGGUUCCAGUGAGGCCGAGAAACGCGGCGGCCAAGAAUUAUUGAACGUUCUUGGAGCGUCUGCGUCGGAAAUAGCAGAAGGAGGAGAAACUGAUGAUUUCUGGGAGGCCCUGGGCGGAAAAGCUCCAUACCGUACCUCUUCACGGCUCAAGGACAAACUGAAUGCCCAUCCCCCGCGCCUGUUUGCUUGUUCCAACAAGACCGGCCGCUUCAUAAUCGAGGAGGUUCCAGGAGAAAUUACCCAAGAUGACCUUGCCACAGAUGACGUGAUGCUUCUGGAUAUCUGGGACCAGGUCUUUGUCUGGAUUGGUAACGAUGCUCAUGAGGAAGAAAAGAAGGAAGCCUUGUCCUCGGCCCACAAAUACAUCGAAAGCGACCCUGCCAAGAGAGAUAAGAGGACGCCAGUGGCGGUUAUCAAACAAGGGUUCGAGCCUCCUACUUUCACGGGCUGGUUCCUGGCCUGGGACUCGGAUUACUGGGCCGUUGACCCGCUAGAGAAGGCUUUGGCCGAACUCAACAUGUGAUUACGGAUCGUAGGCUCCUUCUCGGUCGUCCUCCCUCUUAGUGCCUUCACUGCCUGAAAGCUUCUCCGACCCGCUAGACGAGUUUCAUUAACCCCCUACCCCUCACGAGCAGUGCAAUAACCAAAAAAAGUUUUGUUCUUGUUUAUACCGUUAAUUCAAGUUGUACUUUUUGAAUAUUUAAAAGCAAUAAAGCUUGGAACAGAG